AUGUCUGUGUACCUCCUGAAGGAUGGAGACAAACCUUCAAUUAUGCUGGAAGGCAUCCCUGUCUUUCCACUGCAUGCAAUUGGUGAUCAAGGGAGUGGAGUGAACUGGAGGCCAGCGGAGGGGCAGCGGAGGCGAGGCGAGCAGAGGGUAGGGCAGUGGAGGCGAGCAGAGGGCAGGGCAGUGGAGGCGAGCAGAGGGCAGGGCAGUGGAGGCGAGCAGAGGGCAGGGCAGUGGAGGCGAGCAGAGGGCAGGGCAGUGGAGGCGAGCAGAGGGCAGGGCAGUGGAGGCGAGCAGAGGGCAGCGCAGUGGAGGCGAGCAGAGGGCAGGGCAGUGGAGGCGAGCAGAGGGCAGGGCAGUGGAGGCGAGCAGAGGGCAGGGCAGUGGAGGCGAGCAGAGGGCAGGGCAGUGGAGGCGAGCAGAGGGCAGGGCAGUGGAGGCGAGCAGAGGGCAGGGCAGUGGAGGCGAGCAGAGGGCAGGGCAGUGGAGGCGAGCAGAGGGCAGGGCAGUGGAGGCGAGCAGAGGGCAGGGCAGUGGAGGCGAGCAGAGGGCAGGGCAGUGGAGGCGAGCAGAGGGCAGGGCAGUGGAGGCGAGCAGAGGGCAGGGCAGUGGAGGCGAGCAGAGGGUAGGGCAGUGGAGGCGAGCAGAGGGCAGGGCAGUGGAGGCGAGCAGAGGGCAGGGCAGUGGAGGCGAGCAGAGGGCAGGGCAGUGGAGGCGAGCAGAGGGCAGGGCAGUGGAGGCGAGCAGAGGGCAGGGCAGUGGAGGCGAGCAGAGUGCAGGGGCGAGGGGAGGCAAUGA
Messenger RNA from Schistocerca cancellata (South American locust), 795 nucleotides. Its product is annotated as ribosome-binding protein 1-like. Bases 1 to 795 code for a protein of 264 amino acids. Lineage: Eukaryota; Metazoa; Arthropoda; Insecta; Orthoptera; Acrididae. The transcript has 2 exons. The record is from RefSeq and is a predicted model, not a curated record.